CAAGAAUAGGGAGAGAAAGCAUGCAUUUCGAGCUCAAAGAAGGAGGUUCAAGCUAACAAAACCUUCCCUCCACCCACCUAUUGAGUAGACCUGAGUCCGUCCCUGAGCAGAGUACUUUCACUUACCUCCCAACACAAUCGUCAAAUCGUCGUUCUCUCCGCUCCUGCAUGACGGCUAAAAUCAGGAUUAAGUCGGCCAAGAUCUUCAAGGGCAUCGUCAUCGUUCACCUCGAAAGGAAAGUCAGAGUGGUAAAAAGACGUGAGAUCAUUCGCUAGUUAGUUGGGCGGAUGUUCGUUUUGGACAUAUUCUGACCGACCCAACUGGGCGAACUCUGUCUGUCAUUGGUGAUCAAACAUCCUGAUUCAUCUUUGGAAUUGGCCGAACGACGGAUCAAGUAGUAAGCACUUGAGAAGAGACAGCGAGUGUAGGGAGUGCAGUUCCUUCAUGUUGUGUUCCUCAUUCGAAAUCGAGGUUGUGACUGAUGUCGGGUCAUCAGGCCUAAUAGUUAUGUGUUAUUCAAUCAAUCGACUGGGUGAGUUUUGAACCCGUGGCCGUUUCUUGGACUCUGAGACAAUACUAGACAAUAUGGAUUACUACAAACCAAUGCGGGAUGCAUACAUCCAAAAGGAAAUGUACCCAACGGAGUACAGGAAGGACUACUUCCCGAAAAGCGUCCAAAACGACUCGCUGAAAAUUGGCCCCAAGGCUCCCUGUAUUCCCCGCUUCGUCACCAAAAUCGAAGGCAAUGCCGUUGAAGAAGGAGCUCGAGUCUUUUUUGAAGGCAUUGUUGAUUCUCAACCUCAGCCAAUCUUUAGUUGGUAUUUCGACGACGAAGAAGUGGUUCCUGGGGAACGAGGCUGGGAGGAUGUGGAGAUUCACCACUCUAGAAAAAUGUCCACCUUCAUCAUUCGCUAUGCACGGGAACAUCACAUGGGCAAGUACACGCUGGUGGCGCAAAAUCGUUUGGGACAUGACAUCUCGAACUGUGAUCUAAUAGUGCGGAAAAAGCAAUUCCCACCUGUGUUCUGGAAGCGCCUGGUAGACACGGAGACAUCUUCAGGUGCUAGAUUGGUGGCAGAAGUGGAGGUGGGUGGCUGGCCUCUCCCCGAGGUCACUUGGUAUAAGGAGGAUGAAAUUGUGACGAGCCAGGUGCACACCGAAAAUUACAAUGGAUUUCCCAACAGAUAUGUACCCGAGCGAAGGAUCGAGGUCAAGCAGAUCGACCAUAUCCGUUACAGUUUGGUUUUCCAUAGGAUUAGUGAAAGUGAUUCGGGAAUCUACACGUGUCAGGCUGUCAAUCCUUUGGGUGAAGCCUUUUGUGAGGCGGAAUUCAUCAUUGGACCGGGCGAAGGUGGUGUGGAAGACUUGUACCUUCCCGAGAAGUGGUUGACCGGUAACCGACUCUCAUGGAAAAUGGAGGACCAGCGACUCAAGCCCUGUGUUGGAUACCAAGAACCGGAACUCAGCCCAGAAGAUGUAGCCAACAUGACCAAGGAGGUCCGGCGGCAAGAGGGAAAGGAGGAAGGUCUCAAGGGCGGUGUUCGGAUAUUGCCCCCAUCACCCGUGACUGUUCGAAAAGAAUACGUAACGGACGAUGGACGUUUCCUAAUGGAGGAGGAGACUCAAAUGCAAUCGUCUUCAUCUCACAGCUAUUCAUACUCGGCGGCGUAUGGACAGUCCUCCACCACGACGAUAAUCAAUGGCCAAGUUGAGAGCCAAGGCUCAUCAUCGUUCCCAGGAAAUAUUCCAGUUCUAGAAGACAAAUAUUCCGUGGCGGAAAAUUUGGAGGAGCUAGCAACGGACACGCACAACCCAUAUCAAGAUGAGACCUUUGCUGACGAUCAGAGUGGAGAGGGAUUCGAGCAUGAUUUUGAUCGGCGUCACAUUCAACCUGAGGAUGUAUUACUUCUUCAACAAGAACAUACCAAGCGUCAAGAAAUGAUGAGGAGUCAGGAGACAAGCAUCAGCUCGGCUGAGGCUCAACUGUCAAAAAUGGGCCUGACCCCCCUAUCGUUUACCCCAGAGAGUGCUCUUCAAGGUAUUCAAAAGCGACCCUCUGGAACGGGUGGCACUGCGCCUCGUCCCUCCAAGUUUACUCCGGGCGACAUCAAUCAUCGCGGGUACCGUUGCGACGACACGGGUAGAAUCCUGCCCAUUUGGAAAAACCCCUUGGACCCGCACGGGCGGGAUCCCGCUUUCAUGGAGUACAUGACAGUACCCAUGGACUUCCCCCCUGCUAAUGCACCUCCACCAGAGGUCGACGGACCCCACGGACCUCCUUAUUGGGAGUCGGACGAGACCAUUCAAAAACUGUACGAGAUGUUACGAAACAUGGGAUGGAGAGUGGAUGUAAACGAGAUCAGGAGCGAUCGCGUCGGCAAUAAGGCUCAAGCUCGGAAGCAAGAGACCGACGGGCCAACCUAUUUGCAAGAACAGGUCAAGGCCAGGAGGCAAGUGAUGCAAAAUACUCCUAGACGUGGCGACCAUGCACGCGAUGAAUGGGAGGAGCGCUUAAAUGCGAACGUCCCAGGGGCGCAAGGCAAUGCGGAGGACUUCACCAACCAGUUCAUGUCCCAGUUGCGGACCGACAACGCAAUCAGUUCCUCUUCUAGUGCUCAAGAAUCUCAUUUCAUGCACAGCUCUUCAUCUCGAGACUCGCCUCCAAGCUUACCUCCUAAGACCAAGAUCAUGUUCUCUCCUUCCCGUCAGGUUUUCUCACCCACCAACGAGAGCGAAGUCUCUUCCGUGACCACUUCAACCAACACUGUCGAGUUCAUCCCCGUCAAGGAGAAGGCCAAGAUGAUUGCCAUGCAACAAGAGCAAAUCGUUCGCAAAGAGGAGGUCCGGCGGCAAGAGGGAAAGGAGGAAGGUCUCAAGGGCGGUGUUCGGAUAUUGCCCCCAUCACCCGUGACUGUUCGAAAAGAAUACGUAACGGACGAUGGAAGUUUCCUAAUGGAGGAAGAGACUCAAAUACAAUACUAG
Molecule: messenger RNA, 2982 nt
Organism: Tigriopus californicus
Lineage: Eukaryota; Metazoa; Arthropoda; Copepoda; Harpacticoida; Harpacticidae
Exons: 5
Coding region: 586-2982 (798 amino acids)
Biological process (GO): cell adhesion; axon guidance
Cellular component (GO): plasma membrane
Molecular function (GO): protein binding
Source: RefSeq, a predicted model, not a curated record